Juglans microcarpa x Juglans regia is the source of this 1793-nucleotide messenger RNA. RefSeq names its product putative threonine aspartase. Gene Ontology annotation, biological process: protein maturation. The transcript has 11 exons. The coding region runs from base 122 to 1366 and encodes 414 amino acids. The record is from RefSeq and is a predicted model, not a curated record. Gene Ontology annotation, molecular function: threonine-type endopeptidase activity. NCBI's taxonomy places the organism in Eukaryota, Viridiplantae, Streptophyta, Magnoliopsida, Fagales, Juglandaceae.
UUUUGAGGAAACUAUUUUCUUCUUUCUUGGUCGUCUUCCCCGCUUCGCCUUCACUGAUAUCUUACGAAAUUAGAACUCACUCUCCUUCCCUCUCCGACGUCUCCGUAGUCGACAUAAUUGCAUGGCUUCCAUGGCGGAGGAUCAAAGCCAUAGAUUCUUCGUUGCCGUGCACGUAGGCGCUGGAUAUCAUGCCCCUUCCAACGAGAAAGCCCUUAGGUCCGCCAUGAAACGCGCUUGCCUCGCCGCUUCUACUGUUCUUCACAAGGGCUCUGGCAGAUGCUUAGAUGCUGUUUUGGCAGCAAUUCAAGUGUUAGAGGAUGAUCCUAUUACCAAUGCGGGUCGAGGCUCCAAUUUGACCGAAGAUGGUUGUGUAGAAUGUGAUGCCAGUAUUAUGGAUGGUGAUUCUGGAGCGUUUGGAGCUGUAGGGGCAGUGUCAGGUGUACGAAAUGCCAUCCAGAUUGCUGCUUUACUGGCCAAGGAUCAAAUUAUGGGAUCUUCUUUGUUGGGUCGAAUACCUCCCAUCUUCUUGGUUGGUGAAGGAGCUCGAACAUGGGCAAAAUCCAAGGGCAUUGCUUUUCCAGCAACUAUAGCUGAGGCUAAUGAGUGGUUAAUUACAGAAAGAGCAAAAGCACAAUGGAAAAAAUACAAAGCAAUGGUUGAUGAAGCCAAAUCUAAGGCAGAAACUUCUAAUAUAGGACUUUCUUGCAGUCCAGAAGAGACUGCUGCUCCAAUAUUGGAAGCUCAACUAUGUGAUCCUUCAAGAGGGAAUGGGGAUGGUAAAUUAACUAUACCUAGUGCCUUGGAAGAGGAUUGCAUCAUGGACACUGUUGGAGUUAUUUGUGUUGAUGCUGAAGGGCACAUAGCAUCUGGGGCCUCAAGUGGUGGUAUUGCAUUGAAGGUUGGUGGGCGCGUGGGACUAGCGGCAAUGUAUGGUUCUGGUUGUUGGGCAUCCUCAAAGGGCCCCUUUGGGGCUCCAUUUUUAGCUGGAUGUUGUGCUACAGGUGCAGGAGAAUACCUGAUGAGAGGUUUUGCAGCUCGGGAGUGCUGUGUCUCAUCAUCAAUUUCACAGGUUGGUCCUGCAUCUGCCUGCACUAAAGUUUUACGGUCUGUUAUUCAAGAAAGUAAUGGUACUGAUAGAAGUGCGGGGAUUCUACUUGUGCAAGCUGAUGCUCCAAUAAUGGUUCCAGGAAAUUCGGCAAAGCUCAGAGCUAUAGAGAUUGCAGCUGCUUACUCCUCCUUAUCUUUUGGAGUAGGAUAUUUUGGAAACUCUAUGGAUCGGCCCAAGGUUUCGAUUCUUAGGAGUAAAAACCAGCGAAGCAAGACCGGGAUAGACCAUUUUGAAGCACGUAUUGAUCUUGCGGGGUGAAAAGGUGCAGUGAUUGCCAUCCUGUUUCUAGAUUCUGUUAUUUUUCUUUUGGGUCACUGCAGAACAGAGCUACUUCAUUCAUGUUUGGAAAUGAAACUUCAGAGUACCAAUGAUGCAGCCACUGUUUGAGGGAGUGGUAUUUCCAAAGAUCCCUCAUUGCUGGGUUGUUGCUUCACAUUUCGCUGCAUUCAGUUACUGAAAGAGCUUGCUGCUUUGUAUUACUAUACCUCCAAUCGCUGAAGCACAACCUGUGUACAUUGGUGACCACUUGAGAAUUGAAAUCAUGUACUGGUUUGCAUUUAUUAACUCUUUUUGUGAGCAUUUGCAGUUGACUUGACCAAGCAUUAGAUUGAGAAAAUUUCGAAGAGAUGUUUUUAUUGGGAUUUGACAAAGGUACGGGGCUCAUUGAAAAUAUGUUUGGGAAAAA